Messenger RNA from Ambispora leptoticha, 150 nucleotides. Lineage: Eukaryota; Fungi; Glomeromycota; Glomeromycetes; Archaeosporales; Ambisporaceae. The record is from the annotation of a GenBank genome assembly.
AUGCAAUCCGAAAUUGAUUCAUUGAGACAGCAAAUUGCUACCUUACAGAUUGAACUUGCAUUAAAAGAGCAGAUUCAAAAAAUGCAAUUCGAAAUUAAUACAUUAAAAGUGCAAAUUGAUGAGAUAAUAGUUAUCUCCAAUUUACCCUGA